AUGUCGGAGGUGUUUAAGAUGAGGCAAUCCUGCUGUGGGGCCUUUGCUUCUCUGCCUGCCGUUCUGCGUCUCCCCGGGACCUUGCUCCCGGGCCCGCUCAGGGUGUCCCCGCGUUGCCGCAAGAAGAGCGGCUCGGUGCUGCCCCCUGGCGGAAACGGGCCGCGGUGCGCUCGGCGCUGCCACCCGGUGGCGACGGGCGGUAUUGCAGCCGGGACCGGGUCCAUCCCGGCAGACGUGACCUUCCUCACGUUCUUCUUCACGCGGCUGGAGCGGAACCGCAGCGGCCGCUACGAGCGCGAAUUCCCGUUCGUGUCCCGCUGCGGCGCGGAGCGCAACCUCCUGCGCUGCGAGCACAGACCCAUCGUCUUCACCCGCCUCCUGCCCCCGGACGCCUCCUCCUCAGCCUCCUCCUGCUCCCGCCGCGCCGUGCUGUCGUUCUGCGGCGGCGGGGAGCGGCUGGCCGUGCCGUUCCGGCCCGAGGCGCUGGUGAUGCUGCCGGAGAACGGGCGCUUGUACCACCCGGCGCCGGGCCGGGCGGGGGGCGCGGGGCCGGUGCGCUCGGCGCUGGCUCUGGAGUGGGGGUCCCGCUUCGAGUACGAGCAGGGGCCGGAGCAGCCCCCGACUCACUUUUGGUGGGAGGGGAAGAGGUAUCGGCUCACGGGGGAGCUGGUGCAGCUGCUGCGGGGAGGGGAAGGGGCGGGGGAGGCGGAGAGCGGCGGGGCCGCGGGGCGGGGGUGAGGCUUGGAGGGGGUGG
Messenger RNA from Colius striatus (speckled mousebird), 754 nucleotides. RefSeq names its product UPF0598 protein C8orf82 homolog. The transcript has 3 exons. Bases 1 to 738 code for a protein of 245 amino acids. The record is from RefSeq and is a predicted model, not a curated record. NCBI's taxonomy places the organism in Eukaryota, Metazoa, Chordata, Aves, Coliiformes, Coliidae.